Branchiostoma floridae (Florida lancelet) is the source of this 1816-nucleotide messenger RNA. RefSeq names its product glycoprotein 3-alpha-L-fucosyltransferase A-like. Gene Ontology annotation, molecular function: alpha-(1->3)-fucosyltransferase activity. Gene Ontology annotation, cellular component: membrane. The transcript is spliced from 2 exons. Bases 278 to 1576 code for a protein of 432 amino acids. The record is from RefSeq and is a predicted model, not a curated record. NCBI's taxonomy places the organism in Eukaryota, Metazoa, Chordata, Leptocardii, Amphioxiformes, Branchiostomatidae.
UCGGUUGCAGCGGUUUGCCAACGCCCUUAUGUACUUGAGACAGCUAUAUAGCAAGAAUUUGCGACAAGUUUAAAUGACCAUUGAGCAGCUUGGCAUAAAGGGUUUUAGCCCAAACCAUUCUCUAAAUAACAUAGGCGUCUACAGGAAUUUUGUCUAAUUUUCCACAGAAUGCAAGCUGGGCUGCAUUUAAAUCGAAGCAAGCAUAAAGGAGUCAACGGAAUCUACGGAUCAGAAGUCUCUAAAAGUGUUUAUUAAGGUACCGUAAGAAACCUUAAAAAUGAUCCCAAGACGUCAUAAAUAUAACAUUUAUGCUAUAUCGGUUUGUACCGCUGUGUUCCUGUGGUUUUAUAUGACAUGGCAACGUGAUGAUAUUUACGGUGUAAAUCUGUAUGACUCAACUCAAACCCCUGCUUCGGGAGUACCGUCAAGAGAUAUCAUGUCAAGAUGUGUUGCUAACAUAGCAGCUGACCCUUCUGUUGAUUCCAAGGCAAAGUUUUAUUCCGUCUGGAAUGACUCAGUAAAUGGCGAACAGUUCAAUGUAGAUUUGACGAAGACAGUCGUUUUCUGGACCAAAAUGUGGAAAAAACAUUUAAACGUGUACAUGCCAGGAAAGGAAGGCAAGUUGUGCCCCACGCUGCCACAGUGUACAUUUACGACAAACGCAGAAAAUAUUCGCACGGCCGAUGCUGUUAUCUUUGAAAACAGUCAACUUCCACUGACGUACCAGAUGUCAGAAAUGCCACAAACACGUUUUCAACACCAAUAUUGGAUCUGGCUCAUUUCUGAAUGCCCCAAUUAUCUUAAAAUAAAUUUGAACUCUUAUAGCGCUGUCUUCAAUUGGACUAUUACAUACAGACCUGACUCCGACGUGUCCGGCGCCUGGGGAUCUCAACAUUUGGUGUACAAGAGACUCAAGGGUGCUGAUCUUGAUCCCAAUACAGACUAUUCUUUAGGAAAAACCAAGCUUGCCGUCUGGUUUAUCAGUAAAUGUUCAUCGAGAGCUCAUCGUAUUCUGUAUGCCCAGGAAUUACUCAAGCAUAUACAUGUUGAUAUUUUUGGUAAAUGUGGAAGGAUUGUCUGUGACAAACAAGACUUCCAAUGCACAGUGAGACAUAUUAGGCAAUAUAAGUUCUACCUUGCGUUUGAAAACAUGAAGUGUAAACAAUAUAUAACGGAAAAAUUUUGGCGACAUGCUCUUGGUAAUAAUGUUGUUCCAGUUGUGCUGGGAGCCCCCAAAAAAGACUACGAAUACUUGACUCCUCCAAACUCCUUUAUACACGUGGAUGACUUUGAAUCACCAAAGUCUUUAGCUAAUUAUCUAAAACUACUUGACACGGACACAGAGAUGUACAAUCAAUACUUUAAAUGGAAGACUAACCCUCCUAAAACUAUCCCGUUGGAUGAUGGAGUCUGGUGCAACUUAUGUAGAAAGCUCUUGGGGAUAUGCCCCAAUACCAGAAAGAUGUAUACUAACUUAGAUAAAUGGUACAGAGGUGAGAACAAUGAUGAGUGCGAACCAGUUAAAAAUGGUACAUAUCAGGAGGUACAUUUUGAUACUGAUGAUUAUGACCAUUAACGCUUUCACUACAAGGAAUCCCCCCCCAAAAAAAAAUCACUGGUGUCUACAUAAAUCAUCACUAACUACCAACGUUAUAAUUUCUACACACAGCACAAAAUAUGUAUUUCGACAUCAUUUCGCAAUUACUGUAAAGGUAAUUAAGUUCGGAGGGAUUUAAUUUUACGGUGGCGGAAAAAGUACAUUUCGCGUUGGUUUUACGUUCGAGGUAACGCAACGCACUGUAGUCCCUUACUGCCA